Funneliformis geosporum is the source of this 1884-nucleotide messenger RNA. NCBI's taxonomy places the organism in Eukaryota, Fungi, Glomeromycota, Glomeromycetes, Glomerales, Glomeraceae. The record is from the annotation of a GenBank genome assembly.
AUGAACAUACAAGAUAACAUACCUCAGAAUAUUUCUUCUGAAAAUGAAAUUCCACUAACGUCCAAUCCUCUUUAUAAACUAAUUGAAAUACAAGCGAACCGUUUUGAAGAAUUCGGUAAUCGAAUUAAAUUACAAUUACAAACAUUAUAUCAAGAAUUCAAUAAGCAACGAGAUGAAACUUUGAAAAAUAAUUUAAUUGAAUUUGAGAAAAUUGGAAAGAUAUAUCAAAAACAAAUUGAGUAUCAAUCAGAAUUAAUAGAUAAUCUGAUAAUUCGUAUUGAAAAUUUAGAAAUUCGUUCAAAUAAAAAAGAUCAAGAUGUUAGAAAUCUUCAAGAAGAUUUUAAUAAUUUUCUUAAAUCGAAUGUUUUAUUAAACCAAAUUGAAGAUGUUGGAAUAAAGGAUGAAAGUACGUAUUGUGAGGAUAAUUUUGAAAACGAGAAUUUGAAACCUUCAAAGUUAAGCCAUGAGGAAUCGGUAAAUAAUGAUAACUUCUCUUCAUGUUUCGCAAGUAAUUAUAAUCUUUCUUCCUCUUCACAAAUUAAUUCACUUGAUCAAGAAAAUCAAGAAAAGGUUUCCAAAUUUGAACGUCAAUUUCAACAACUUGUUUUACAAAAAGAAACUCUUGGUAUUAAAAUUAGGUUAAACCAUAUUAAAUCUUUGGUUAACAAAGAUUCUUUUACGAGCGCGGAUUUAAUUCAAUAUACGAAAAAAAGUAAUUUUAAAUUACUAAAUGACGAAAAUAAAAGAUUGGUAAAUCUUCUCAUCAAAGAGAUGUUAUUAAAAGAAGACAUUAUUACAAAUGAGCAAAUUUAUGUUGAAAAUCAAGAAACUGUUUCCAAACUUGAGUGGAUUCAUAUCCAAAUUCAACAAAUGAUUACGCAAAAAGAAAUCCUUGGUUAUAAAAUAAGGUUAAAACAUAUUAAAGCUUUUGUUAACAAAAAUUUUUUUACGAGCGCAGAUUUAAUUCAAUAUACGAAAGCAAGUAAUUUUAAUUUAUUAAAUACCAGAGCUAAAAGAUUGAUAAAUCUUCUAAUCAACGAAAUGUCAUCAAAUAAAAAUAAUACUACAAAGUUAAAACAACCUCACACACAAAUCAUUACCAAAGAAAACGAAAAUUUGGAACCUUCAAAAACAACCAAUGAUGAAUCAGAUGAAUCAGAAUAUGGCCUCUUUUCAUGUUUCGCAAAGUAUUAUAACUUUUCUUCCUCCUCUUCACAAAUUAAUUCAUUUGAUCAAGAAAAUCAAGAAACUGAUUCCAAGCUUGAACUGAUUCAUUUCAAACUUCAACAAAUUGCCACACAAAAAGAAACCCUUGGGAUUAAGAUUAAGUUCAAACAUAUUAGUACUUUUGUUAAAUAUAAUUCUUUAACGAGCGCAGAUUUGAUUCAAUAUACAAAAACAAGUAAUUUUAAUUUACUAAAUGAAAGAAUUAAAAUUUUGAUAAAUCGUCACAUCCGCAAAAUGUCAUCAGAAGAUGAAGUUAUUACUACAAACUUGGAAAAACUUCACGCGCAAAUUAAUGCCGAAAGUAAAAUUAAAGGUGAAAGUAUUAAAAGAAGAGAUUUCAAUUUUUUAUAUAGGACCUCUAAUUUUAAAAUUUUAAUUCCUUAUACAAAAACUCAAUAUUUCGAUUCUUUAAGUAUAAAAAUUAAAAAUUUCGUAAAUAUUAUUAUUUAUGACGUAUUAAAAAAAGAAUUCAUAGUGCAAAAUUUGAAGCUUUCACAAAAUCUAGAAGAAUACACUAAAAGAGGUUUGAUUCCACCACUACCAGCAGGAUACGAUAGUUACGCAGAGUAUGAAAAUAGUAUUAUGUUUUGUUCUUUAUCCAAAAAACAAAAAUCAAGAGUUAGUAAAUUAGUCAAGUUUCAAAAGCAAGAAAAGUGA